Molecule: messenger RNA, 537 nt
Organism: Coffea eugenioides
Lineage: Eukaryota; Viridiplantae; Streptophyta; Magnoliopsida; Gentianales; Rubiaceae
Product: protein LITTLE ZIPPER 1-like
Exons: 2
Coding region: 95-427 (110 amino acids)
Source: RefSeq, a predicted model, not a curated record
UAUCCCACUUGGUUUCUUUUACUGUCGACUUUCACUUUCUUUUCUCUACUAGAGGGUUGCUGGCUGCUGCAUCGCAUUUGAUAAAAAAAAAAUCAUGUCUUCUAGCCUGUCGAAUUUGGAAUUAUUUCAUGAUCCCUCUUAUCCAACCUUAUCAGGGAGAUUCCGCUCAAUGAGGCCUAAGGUUCUUGUUCACAGGCUAAAUAGGAGUUGGAAGUUGUCGAAGAAAGUAAAAGAAAUAACCAGGGCCGAGAAGUUGAAGAGAGAAAUGCAAGUCAAGAACAUGAAGCUGUACGUGAUGAACAAAAUCAUUGUUGAAGAAAAUGAAAGACUUCGGAGGAAAGCUAUGACUCUUCUUCAAGAGAACAAGAUUUUGCUGGCUCAGUUUCAGAAGCUUCCUCAUCCAGAUAGUAACACCAUCAAAUACUAGAUACGUUAUAGCAAUAGCCAAUUAGUAUAUGCUAUCUUCUUACAGUUAACAUGUUAUCUGAAGAAGACGGACUUAUAUAGACUUUAUUCUUUAGUCCUAUUGAUACAAGA